This is a messenger RNA of Talaromyces rugulosus, 588 nucleotides long. RefSeq lists its product as uncharacterized. The coding region runs from base 1 to 588 and encodes 195 amino acids. Lineage: Eukaryota; Fungi; Ascomycota; Eurotiomycetes; Eurotiales; Trichocomaceae. Gene Ontology annotation, molecular function: mechanosensitive monoatomic ion channel activity. Gene Ontology annotation, biological process: monoatomic ion transport; intracellular water homeostasis. The transcript is spliced from 4 exons. The record is from RefSeq and is a predicted model, not a curated record.
AUGCGAGGCCUUGAUGAGAGCGGAGAAACAUUUGUCUUGCUCGGCUACAAUGCCGGCGAUCGCAUCAGACAUGUCUGGCAAGGAUUUGUUGAUUUUGCUAUGCGAGAAAAUGUCCUCGAGGUCGCUAUUGGUUUGAUGAUCGGUCAAGCAUUUACUAAGGUCGUUACAUCGUUUGUCUCCGAUGUCGUACUUCCUAUUAUUUCUUUACUACCUUUCAUCCAUCGAAAUCUCGACGAGAAAUUUGCUGUGCUGAAAAAAGGUCCACACUUUGACCCCGACCGUGGUUAUAACACGCUUGACCAGGCACGCAGUGAUGGAGCUCUGGUGAUGGCAUACGGGGCAUUUUUGAAUAAUGUAAUCGGGUUUAUGGGCGUGGGCUUGGUUUUGUACGGGAUGGCACAUUUCUACGUUUUGAUCUCGCAUGAUGGAUCGAUGAUCAAGAGAAUGGUCAAAUGCAAGUACUGUAAAAAGUGGAUCAAUCGAAAGGCUGACCGAUGCGUGAAUUGCUCAAGUUGGCAAGACGGAAGAGAGGAGCUUCAAGAAUCAAAUGCCAACACUGUUGGCGACGAUCAGCUUUCUUCUACAUGA